Molecule: messenger RNA, 2521 nt
Organism: Nyctereutes procyonoides (raccoon dog)
Lineage: Eukaryota; Metazoa; Chordata; Mammalia; Carnivora; Canidae
Gene: CEP89
Product: centrosomal protein 89
Exons: 19
Coding region: 78-2369 (763 amino acids)
Biological process (GO): cilium assembly; chemical synaptic transmission; mitochondrion organization
Cellular component (GO): centriole; ciliary transition fiber
Source: RefSeq, a predicted model, not a curated record
CUCCAGGGAGCGGUCCCCACCUGCGAGCGUGGCUGCACUUCGGUCCAGCGCUGCUCCGACCACAUCCCGCAGCCACGAUGCCCGUGGGGUUUCCCAGGGGCCGCAAGAGCCAGUUUAAACACAUCAUCCAUGGCCUUCUACCUGCAGCCAGCAUCGCACCAAAGCCAGCUGUGCCCCGCACACCUCCUCCCCGCAGCCCGAACCCUUCUCCAGAGAGACCAAGAUCUGCUCUGGCUGCUGUCAUCCUGACAACAACACUGACCGGCCGGACCGUUGCCAUUCCUCAACCUCGCCAGAGAUCCGUGUCUGAGAGUGACACGACCUAUGUUGAAAAGGACAGUUUUAUCGAGCCCUACGCCACCACCUCAGAGCUGAGGCUUCAACCAAGUUGGCAGGAUGAGACCGGAAGAAGGACUUCUUUGCCAUCCUUUGAAAUGCUGGGCUACGCAGAGGACGAGGACACGGACACAAACCUGUCGUCCAGCGGCAAGGAGUCGGAGGAUGUCAGCCCUCACAAAGAAGGGGGAGGUCCCCGUGAUGCCGUGUAUGCCGUGCCCCACAGAAAUCAGGUUCCACUAUCACAUGGGGUGGAUAGUGAAGAUGAGGACGAUAUUUCUGAGCACGAUGGGUUUCCAGUCUCGGCUCUUACAACACAGCGUACACAAGAAAAAGAUGAUAAACAUUCUGUUCUGAAUUUAAAGGAUGAAAAACCACCAUUAUGUCAAAAGCCUCCACCCUCCCCAGAUAUAGCUGGUAGAACACGGCAAAGAUAUAUAGAAAUAACCAAAGAAAAGUUUGAAGAAUUAAAAGAAGAAAAUAUGCAGCUAAUCAAUGCAAACCAAACCCUUACUCUUGAACUUAACAAAAUAAAACGAGCAAUGAAAGAACUACAAUUAAAACUGAAAAGAACGGAAAAAGAACAUCAAAAGUUGAAAGAGGCUGAGAAGACAUCAUCUCAGGAAGUAGUUACUGCACCUGAACUACUUUAUCUGAGAAAACAAGCUCAAGAACUGGUGGAUGAAAAUGAUGGGUUAAAGAUGACUGUCCAUCGUUUGAAUGUAGAACUGAGUCGAUACCAGACAAAAUUCAGGCAUUUGUCCAAGGAGGAGAUUUUAAAUAUCAAUGGCCUCCCAUCUGAGGGCCCAGCACCACCCUGGUUGUUGGAUGUAAAGUACCUGUCACCCUUGUUACUGGCAUAUGAAGACCGAAUGAAAGAGAAGGAUGAGCUCAAUGCCACCCUUCAGGAGGAAAUGAGGAUGUUCAGGAUGCGAGUCCAGGAAGUGGUGAAAGAAAACGAAGAAUUGCACCAAAAGUUAACUAAGAGUAGUCCUGUUACCAAUGAGGAAUGGCGUCAGCUACAGACUCAGGCAGAACUGGUUCUAGAGGAAAACAAAUUGUUGAUAGAGCAGCUGGAGAUUCAGCAACGAAAAGUCAAGGACACCCACCAGGAGCGUCUCCAGGAAGUUUCUAAAGUGACCAAACAACUAAUGCUUCUGGAGACUAAAACACAGAACCAAGAAAAAGAACUAACUGAAAAGAAGGAGCAAUUGGAAAGUUUACGUACCGAAUGCCAGAACCUAAAAACGCAGCUGGAUGGCAAGAUUGCAAUGAACGUUCACACUUCAAUUGUAAAUGAGUUAAAAAGCCGGUUGCAGAAGGAAGAGGAGAAAGGAGGUGCCGAGAUGGAAGAGUUGAUGGGAAAGUUGGCACUCCUGCAAGUGCAGAAACAGAGUCUGCUCUUAGAGAAGAACAAUCUGGCAGCUAAAAAUCAAGCACUGGAAGCUGAACUCAACAGGGCACAGAAAAUAAAUAGGAGAUCUCAAAAGAAAAUUGAUGUCCUCAAAAAGCAGGUGGAAAAAGCCAUGGAGAGUGAAAUGUCUGCUCACCAGUACCUGGCAAAUCUUGUUGGCCUGGCAGAGAAUAUAACCCAGGAACGCAACAAUCUCAUGUGUUUGGCUAAAUGUCUAGAAAGUGAGAAGCAUGGAGUUCUCAACAAAAUCCUAGAAGGCAAUAUUCGUUUGGGAAGGUUAGAGGAAAAAGUCAAGGGGUACAAGAAGCAGGCGGCACUGAAAGUGGGUGACAUCAGUCACCGCCUGACAGCGCAGCAGGAAGACUUUGCCAGCAAGACAGCCCAGUACCAGCAAGAGAUGAGGCACCUCCAUCGGAUGCUGCAAGACAAGCAGGAUAUCCUAGACCAGGCCCUGCAGCAGAAGAGAGAAAUGGAAGGCGAGCUCGAGGUGGUUUGGCAGUCUACCUCCAAGGAAAACCAGAGAAUCCGCGAGCUGCUGCAGGUCGCGCUGGAGAGGCCGGGUGUGUGGGACGGCACCGGGGGGGCACCCUGGGCCAUGGCCCCAACCACGGUGACGUGAAGCCACAGCCCGUGCGAGGACCGGUGACCGGGACCCCCCGCCCAGAGCCCUGCUUUUACCCAGGACCCAGAGGUGCACGGGGAGGGCGAACCCCCGCCUCCUGCUGCAGCGUCUCCCCUCUGGGGCGCGCCAGAGAAGUAAAGCUCUCAGAA